GCGGCGGCGGCGGCGGCGGCGGCGGCGGCCGAGCGGCGCGCGGGCGGCGGGAGCGGGGCCACCGGCAUGGACGUCUCGGGGCAGGAGACCGACUGGCGGAGCGCCGCCUUCCGGCAGAAGCUGGUCAGCCAAAUUCCUCAUCAGAGGUGCGGUGUGUGGGCUGGAGCCCCUGAUGUAAAGUAGACAGAACGCCUGGCUUUGCCCUGGGGGCCACCGUGGGCCCUUCACCCCCAUCGGGCUGCUGUGGGAACUCCUGCCGGGUGCUCGCGGUUGGAAUUCAGGCACCAGGCCAUUCGGGUCCACCCGAGGGUGGGGCCGGGCUCAGGGGCCCUCACCAGGCUCCCGUAGUGUUUCUUGAGUAAAGCCCACCCACUGCAGCGAGCGGCCAGAGGACACGCAUUGCUGUGAAAAUGCCUGCCAGCCACCCAGACUGCAUGCCGAACAGGCCCUGUGCUUCAGCGGGUGCAGCCCCUGCCCCACUCUCCUGGCUUGCUGGCCGUGGAGACGUUUGUUCUAGAACUUCCUGUUGUUGGAAUCCUGCGCUGUGCAACCCUGGGUCGCGCUCUUGGUUCAGCACCACGUGUGUGACGUCCUCAGCGACAGGUUCUUAUUGACGCCGUUAUUUCACGGCGUCACACCCCACCCCCACCCCCUGGACUUUGCUGUCGUGUGCUUGACGGGCGUUGGGGUGAGUUCCAGUCUCGGCGGAGUGAACCCUGCGCCGGGGCGCUUCGGGCCCUGUCUCCUGUGGGGCCGGCACUCGCUCUGGGCUCUGCCCCCAGCGCUGGUGCCUUCCGCACCCUCUGGAAAAUGGUCUUCCCCGGUGGUACUCGUGGACAUUCCCACCAGCCACGCGGGGGAGCUGCCCUUGUUGGACAUCUUUGACAGCACCGAGGGUCGUCCAGGAAGCCGGACUCACGUUGAGACCCACCAGGUGCAGCGACAGUGGGAGUGGAGCGGCUGGCUCAGGAGGGAGAGAGCUGUCGGAAGAGAAGGAAGCUGCAGGAUGGGGGUGACCGUGUGAGGGAGCGAGGACGCCAUGAGGAAGGCUGGCGUGGCCCACAGUAAAUCCAGCAAGGACAUGGAGAGCCACGUGUUCCUCAAGGCCAAGACCCGGGACGAGUACCUUUCUCUCGUGGCCAGGCUCAUCAUCCAUUUUCGAGACAUCCAUAACAAGAAAUCUCAAGCUUCUGUGAGUGACCCUAUGAACGCGCUGCAGAGCCUGACUGGCGGGCCCGCCGCGGGAGCAGCCGGCAUCGGCCUGCCUGCUCGGGGCCCGGGCCAGCCCCUGAGCGGGAUGGGCGGCCUGGGGGCCAUGGGGCAGCCGAUGCCGCUCUCGGGGCAGCCGCCCCCCGGCCCCUCGGGGAUGGCCCCCCACGGCAUGACUGUCGUGUCCACGGCCACUCCACAGACCCAGCUGCAGCUCCAGCAGGUGGCGCUGCAGCAGCAGCAGUUCCAGGCGCAGCAGCAGGCGGCGCUGCAGCAGCAGCAGCAGCAGUUCCAGGCGCAGCAGAGCGCCAUGCAGCAGCAGUUCCAGGCCGCCGUGCAGCAGCAGCAGCAGCUCCAGCAGCAGCAGCAGCAGCAGCACCUGAUCAAGCUGCACCACCAGAACCAGCAGCAGAUGCAGCAGCAGCAGCAGCAGCAGCUCCAGCGGAUGGCGCAGCUGCAGCUCCAGCAGCAGCAGCAACAGCAGCAGCAGCAGGCUCUGCAGGCCCAGCCCCCGAUGCCGCAGCCGCAGCCCCCGCCCGCACAGGCCCUGCCCCCGCAGCUGCAGCAGCUGCACCACCCGCCACACCACCAGCCCCCGCCGCAGCCCCCGCCGCCCGUGGCCCAGAACCCACCGCCGCAGCUCCCGCCGCAGACGCAGACGCAGCCGUUGGGGUCGCAGGCCCCGGCCCUGCCCGCGCAGAUGCUGUACCCGCAGCCGCAGCUGAAGCUCGUCCGGGCCCCGAUGGUGGUGCAGCAGCCACAGGUGCAGCCCCAGGUGCCGCCGCAGACAGCAGUGCCGACGGCGCAGGCCUCCCAGGUCGUGGGUCCCGGAGUCCAGGUCAGCCAGAGCGGCCUCCCCAUGCUGUCGUCGCCGUCGCCGGGCCAGCAAGUGCAGACCCCGCAGUCGAUGCCCCCGCCCCCCCAGCCGUCCCCGCAGCCCGGCCCGCCCAGCUCGCAGCCCAACUCCAACGUCAGCUCCGGCCCCGCGCCGUCGCCUGGCGGCUUCCUGCCCAGCCCCUCGCCGCAGCCCUCUCAGAGCCCGGUGACAGCGCGCACCCCGCAGAACUUCAGCGUCCCCUCCCCAGGACCCCUGAACACCCCCGUGAACCCCAGCUCCGUGAUGAGCCCCGCGGGCUCCAGCCAGGCCGAGGAGCAGCAGUACCUGGAGAAGCUGAAGCAGCUCUCCAAGUACAUCGAGCCCCUGCGCCGCAUGAUAAACAAGAUCGACAAGAACGAAGACAGAAAAAAGGACCUGAGUAAGAUGAAGAGCCUUCUGGACAUUCUGACAGACCCUUCCAAGCGGUGCCCCCUGAAGACGCUGCAGAAGUGUGAGAUCGCCCUGGAGAAACUCAAGAACGACAUGGCGGUGCCCACGCCCCCGCCGCCCCCGGUGCCGCCCACCAAGCAGCAGUACCUGUGCCAGCCGCUCCUGGAUGCCGUGCUGGCCAACAUCCGCUCCCCCGUCUUCAACCACUCCCUGUACCGCACGUUCGUGCCGGCCGUGACGGCCAUCCACGGCCCCCCCGUCACGUGCGUACCGCCCAGGGCUCAGCGGGCGGCGGGGCCCGGGCCGGGGCCUGGCCGGGGUGGUCAGCACGCGGCCUCUUCCAGGGCCCCGGCGGUGUGCGCCCGGAAGCGUAGGUUUGAAGAGGACGACCGGCAGACCAUCCCCAACGUGCUGCAGGGGGAGGUGGCCCGGUUGGAUCCUAAGUUCCUGGUGAACUUGGACCCUUCUCACUGCAGCAACAACGGCACCGUCCACCUGAUAUGCAAGCUAGAUGACAAGGACCUCCCGAGCGUGCCACCGCUGGAGCUCAGCGUGCCUGCGGACUACCCCGCCCAGAGCCCGCUGUGGAUCGACCGGCAGUGGCAGUACGACGCUAACCCCUUCCUGCAGUCGGUGCGCCGGUGCAUGACCUCCCGGCUGCUGCAGCUGCCCGACAAGCACUCGGUCACGGCCCUGCUCAACACCUGGGCCCAGAGCAUCCACCAGGCCUGCCUCUCGGCUGCCUAGCCGCCACCGCCGCGUCACUGGCCGCCCGCGCUCCAGGCCCGUGGGGCAGCCGGCAGCCUCACGGGGCCCCAUGUCGGACAUUUCUAGAUGCUGGCUUCCGUAGAGAGCCUGGGCUUAGGUUAGCUUUCCUGCUUUUCUCUUCUGCCUUGGGGACCCACCAAACAUUUCUUGCACUUGGACAGGACUGGGACAGGCGGCUGGCUGCUUCCUCCAGGAGCCGGACACGCCCCCGGCCCUGCACUCCUCGGGUUGCUGUCCCCGUAGCCUUUGCAGGGCCCGUGUCCUUCCUUGGGAACGCAGGGUCCUGUGUGAGCCUCUCGCGUGCGCGCCAGGAAACCUUGCUACCGUUUCCACAGGGGAACCUGCAGGACCUAGGAAAUCCUUCACACAUGCAGGGUUCCUUGAUCACGGUUCUGGGUUCCGGUCGUGGCACCGUUGACAUUGGGGCCCGUGGCAGGGGCGCUGGCUGCAGCUCGACGGGGGGGGGUCGGCCUGUGGCUGCGGGGCCCCGGCCAGCACCUGGGCCGCAUACCUCAUGACCCUUCCCCUCCUAGUCCUGGAGCUGCUCGGCACCGGGGCCCCUGGGGCAGGGGCUCCGGGCCCGCGGGUCAGGCACCCAGGCCCACUCAGGUCAGGAUGCCGUCCUCGGGACCCAGGGCCUCGAGAGCCCUCCAGGGGCUGAGGGCUCCUGACGGGGUGCCGGCCAGCCGGCCCUCCGGCUGCAAGAGGCUCCCCCUUUUGUAUGUGCAUUACCGUGUCUUCUGUGGUUCUUAUAAUAAAUUUAUUAUUCCUGUGUU
Molecule: messenger RNA, 4020 nt
Organism: Hippopotamus amphibius kiboko
Lineage: Eukaryota; Metazoa; Chordata; Mammalia; Artiodactyla; Hippopotamidae
Gene: MED15
Product: mediator complex subunit 15
Exons: 17
Coding region: 1040-3223 (727 amino acids)
Biological process (GO): regulation of DNA-templated transcription
Molecular function (GO): transcription coregulator activity
Source: RefSeq, a predicted model, not a curated record